Molecule: messenger RNA, 475 nt
Organism: Paramecium pentaurelia
Lineage: Eukaryota; Ciliophora; Oligohymenophorea; Peniculida; Parameciidae
Source: the annotation of a GenBank genome assembly
AUGGCUCUUAAAAGAAUAAAAAGAGAAUUUGAAGAAAUUGAAAAAAAUUAACCUCCAAAUUAUUCUGUCAGCCUUUUUAAUAAUGAAGAUUUUUAUUAAUGGAAAGCAAUAAUUGUAGGAUCCGAAGAAUCUUUUUAUAAAGGAGGUCGUUUUGUGCUCUAGAUUAAUAUUUCUAAGAAAUACCCUUUCAAACCUCCGAAAAUUAGGUUUCUAACUGAAAUAUAUCAUCCAAAUAUUAAAUCUUUUGGAUAGCUUUAUUUCAAUGAAAUAACUGAUUAAUGGUCACCUGCCCUGGAGAUAAGCAAAAGUAUUAAAGAGCUCAUUCUUAAUUUUAGUCCUUGCAAUAAUAUGCUAAUUAUUGAGUAAUCCAGACCCAGAUUCUCCAUUAGUGCCAGAAAUAGCAAAGAUUUAUAAAUCCAAUAAUUAGCUCUUCAUAUAAACAGCCUAAAAAUGUGUACGAAAAUAUGCUAAUUGA